AGCAGCGAGCCGCCUCGCGGAGGAGGGAGAGGGACGUGGGGGCGACCACGGCAGGGUUAAUCUCCAUUUCAGCUAAUCAUGGGAGAGAUUAAAGUCUCUCCCGAUUACAACUGGUUUAGAAGCACAGUUCCCCUUAAAAAGUUACAGUAUCCAGUAUAUUGGGAUCAUCUUGAAUUCUGUGAUGGAUUCAGAAAACUUCUAGACCAUUUGCAGUUGGAUAAGGUUCAUCUUUUUGGGGCUUCUUUGGGAGGCUUUUUGGCCCAGAAAUUUGCUGAAUACACUCACAAGUCUCCUAGAGUCCAUUCCCUCAUCCUCUGCAAUUCCUUCAGUGACACCUCCAUCUUCAACCAAACUUGGACUGCAAACAGCUUUUGGCUGAUGCCGGCAUUUAUGCUCAAAAAAAUCGUUCUUGGAAACUUCUCAUCUGGCCCAGUGGACCCCAUGAUGGCCGAUGCCAUUGAUUUCAUGGUAGACAGGCUGGAAAGUUUGGGUCAGAGUGAGCUGGCUUCAAGACUUACCCUGAACUGUCAAAAUUCCUAUGUGGAACCUCAUAAAAUCCGGGACAUCCCUGUAACCAUUAUGGAUGUAUUUGACCAGAGUGCACUUUCAACCGAAGCUAAAGAAGAAAUGUAUAAACUGUACCCUAAUGCCCGGCGAGCUCACCUUAAAACAGGAGGCAAUUUCCCGUACCUGUGCAGAAGUGCAGAGGUGAAUCUGUAUGUGCAGAUCCAUUUGCUACAAUUCCAUGGAACCAAAUACGCAGCUAUUGAUCCGUCCAUGGUCAGUGCCGAGGAGCUGGAGGUGCAGAAAGGCAGCCUCGGCAUCAGCCAGGAGGAGCAGUAGCCGCGACGCCCGCUGCCAGCCUCGACAGACCCAGCGCCCGUCGCCGCCUCCAGCCCUCCCGCAGGCGCGGCAGGCUCACCGGUUCUCACUGUGUUUUGGAAGCAGGACUGAUUGUCACCUCAGACAGGUGGCAGCUCUUCUAAGCCAGUGUAACUAUUCCCUCUUCAGAUUUCUUUUUUUUUUCCAGCUUUUGAAGACAGACUUUUGAAGACUCCCAUUUUAAGAAUUGUGAAAAUUUUGCUACCAAAAGUCUUCACCACUGUGUUCUCAAGUGAAUGUUCAUUUCCAAGGUUUGGGAUUUUGUGGGGGUUUUUUCCCCUUCUCUUUUUCUUUCUUUCCUUUUCCUCCCUCCUUUCUGCGGCAUCUGCUGUAAAUGCCACACCUCCAGACUGCGUGUCAGGACCCUGUUAUUUUUAUGCUUUCUUGGGUGGAAUCAUCAGAGUGCCAAGGCCCACACCGACUGUUGCUCUCUUGCAAAUCAACUGCUUUUCAUUUCCAAUUAGGCAAGUUGUUGUGUUCACUGUUGUCUUUCUAUGAAUGGAAUUUCAUUUGGAAUAAAAAUUCAGUUUCACUGA
Molecule: messenger RNA, 1418 nt
Organism: Tupaia belangeri chinensis (Chinese tree shrew)
Lineage: Eukaryota; Metazoa; Chordata; Mammalia; Scandentia; Tupaiidae
Gene: SPG21
Product: SPG21 abhydrolase domain containing, maspardin
Cellular component (GO): trans-Golgi network transport vesicle; cytosol
Molecular function (GO): CD4 receptor binding
Source: RefSeq, a predicted model, not a curated record